UGUCGAAUCUACUGCGACCAAUGAACGCGCCGCUGCCACAUCUGUCAAGCCGUCCUGACCAAUAGACAGCAGCGCGAGGCGGAUCUCAGGUGCGCGCCUCUGCGUCUUCGCGGCUCUGGCGCGCUGGGGAGCCGCCUGUGGCACAGAGUAGCUGUAGAAACUAUGGCGACCGCGGCGUCCAACCACUACAGCAUCCUGUCCAGCUCGGAGCCCGGCAGCAUGCAGCAGACGCCGCCGCCGGCCUACAGGGACGCGCACAGCCUUCUGCAGAGCGAGUACACCACUCUGCAGAGCAGCGGGAGCACGCUCGGCCACGCGCACCAGUGGCUGACGGCGGCGCUGUCUCACGGGGGAGAGGGGUCGCCGUGGCCCGCCAGCCCGCUGGGUGAGCAGGACAUUAAGCCGGUGGAGGAGCUGCAGCAUUCGCCAAGACAAGCGCAUCUGGUGCAGCAGAGCCAGCAUCACGAGGCGGGCGCUUGGCGCGCCACCACCACCGCGCAUAUGCCGAGCAUGAGCACCUCCAACGGGCAAAGCCUGAUCUACUCUCAGCCCGGCUACGGCGAGCCGGGGAUGCACCACGAGGACCACCACAGCCCGCAUCUGAGCGAGCACGGCCACCCGCAGAGCCUGCACUCGGACGAGGACACGCCGACCUCGGACGACCUGGAGCAGUUCGCCAAGCAGUUCAAGCAGCGCCGGAUCAAGCUGGGCUUCACGCAGGCGGACGUGGGGCUCGCUCUAGGCACCCUCUACGGCAACGUCUUCUCCCAGACCACAAUAUGCAGGUUCGAGGCGCUCCAACUGAGCUUCAAGAACAUGUGCAAACUCAAGCCCCUGCUCAACAAAUGGCUGGAGGAGGCGGACUCCACCUCGGGAAGCCCGACCAGCCUGGACAAGAUCGCCGCGCAGGGGAGGAAGAGGAAAAAGCGGACCUCGAUCGAGGUGAGUGUCAAAGGGGCCCUGGAGAGCCAUUUCCUCAAGUGCCCGAAACCCGGGGCGGUGGAGAUCACCUCGCUGGCGGACAGCCUGCAGCUAGAGAAGGAAGUGGUGCGGGUCUGGUUCUGCAACCGGCGGCAGAAGGAGAAGCGCAUGACGCCCCAAAACGGACCGAUGGCCGGGAACGAGGAUGUGUACGGGGACGCCUCGCCUCACCACGGGGCGCAGACACCUGUUCCGUGAGAAAGGGGCGGCUUGAACAUAAUCGACUGUCUCUUUGUCCCGGCCACAAGCCCGUUCGGGGCGGACCGACGGUGAUGAAGCGUCUCUGUGUGUGGCACCUCCGAGGGCGCGGAGCGCGCGUGGUUGCGCGAACAAUCUACGGGCACGGGCGCGAGAAAACACGCUCUGGCAAAAACCGAGGCGCGACGAACCUGAAGAGGGAACGUAAACAUACUUUUAUUUAAGAGAUUUAUUUUCAAGUCCGGGGAUCUGUGAAAGCAUCAUAUCACUUCCAACCGAAAGCUGUGAAAAAGGCGUCAGGGGCACGCCAUCUUGACCACAAAAAGGUUUAUUCCUGAUUGAAAUGAAUCCGGUUCAAUGUCUGCUAUUCAUUCUCAUACAAAUAUUAAUGGCAAAUGCUUUAUUAUUAUUAUUAUAUAUUAUAAUAUCUCCCAUCAUGAUCACUGUUUAAUAAAUUUGUCUGCUUUUAAUUUAACUUCUGAUGUAAAUGGCAAUACUACUAAUAAUAGGCUAAAUAGCUCUAAAUUAUUUACCAUAAAUAAAAUAUAAAUCCAAAUAUAUGAUUUAUAUUUUACGUAUAUGAUCCAAAUAGCCUACUAAUACACAAAACAACAACAAUAAUUAUAAUAAUAUUUUAUAUUGUUGUUAUUUACAGUAUGUACAUAUUAUGUACAUAUUAACAAAUGUAAAAGUAUCACUGUAAAUGUGAUCAAUUCUCAAAAAAUCUCAUUUCGGUCACAACAAAGGCUGCCAAGUGCUGCUGCUGUGUUGUUCACUGGCAGAGCAGGGCUGAUUUCAUGCAGAUCACGGAUUCACACUGCUGCUGCAAAACACAGGCCUGAGGAAACGUUCAAACCUUUCCUCACAAUCACACAGUGCUGUGGAUCACUUCGAAAUGUAGCUAUGUUAUCAAAUCAAAUGAUAAGCUCUUUGUAAUUAAUCACUCAAUUGGGUUGUCCUUAACAUUUUGAUUGAAUAAGCAUCCACCAAAAGCGUCCAUGAUUUGAGACAGUGGUUUAUUUUCUUCCCUUAUUUUUAAAACUCUUUUUUUUUCUAAUAAAAAAAAAAUCCAA
Messenger RNA from Pimephales promelas (fathead minnow), 2252 nucleotides. It is a transcript of the gene pou3f2a, whose product is annotated as POU class 3 homeobox 2a. Lineage: Eukaryota; Metazoa; Chordata; Actinopteri; Cypriniformes; Leuciscidae. Gene Ontology annotation, molecular function: DNA-binding transcription factor activity, RNA polymerase II-specific; RNA polymerase II cis-regulatory region sequence-specific DNA binding. The record is from RefSeq and is a predicted model, not a curated record. Gene Ontology annotation, cellular component: nucleus. Gene Ontology annotation, biological process: regulation of transcription by RNA polymerase II; brain development.